AUGAUGCAGAUGGACAGAAUCCCGGCCGUUAGUUGGGAGGAAUGGUGGACUUAUGAUGGAAUAUCCGGACCUGCCUUCUGGGGCCUUAUCAAUCCGGAAUGGUCUCUGUGCAACAAAGGCCGCCGGCAGUCCCCGGUCAACCUCGAGCCGCAGCGGCUCCUGUUCGAUCCGAACCUGCGCUCGCUGCACAUCGACAAACACAGAAUAAGUGGUACCAUAGCAAACACCGGUCACAGUGUGAUCUUCACAAUCAACAACGAGACGGCCGUUCCGGCCGGAACACCACAGGUUCCGGUGAACCUUACCGGAGGUCCACUUUCCUAUCGGUAUCGGUUUCACGAGAUUCACAUACACUACGGACUGCACGAUCAGUUCGGAUCGGAGCACAGUGUGGAAGGUUAUACGUUUCCCGCUGAGAUUCAGAUCUUCGGUUACAACUCGCAGUUGUACUCGAACUUCAGUGACGCAGUCUUCCGGGCGCAGGGCAUUGUCGGGGUGGCAAUCCUGCUGCAGCUUGGUGACCUAUCGAACCCGGAGCUGCGAAUGCUAACCGAUCAGCUGGAGCGAAUUCGGUUCGGCGGAGACGAAGCGCUGGUUCGCCGGUUAUCCGUUCGAGAUCUGCUGCCGGACACCGAACAUUACAUGACCUACGAGGGCUCGACGACGGCUCCGGCCUGCCACGAGACGGUAACGUGGAUCGUGAUGAACAAACCGAUCUACAUCACGAAGCAGCAGAUUCAUGCCUUGAGACGACUGAUGCAGGGUGCAUCCGAUCAUCCGAAGGCCCCACUGGGCAACAACUUUCGACCGCCGCAGCCUUUACUGCAUCGUCCGGUGAGGACGAACAUUGACUUUCGAAACAAACAGGAAAAGGGGGGUAAAAUUUGUCCAACUAUGUACAAGGACGUUCACUAUAAAGCUAAUAGUUGGAAACACAACUAA
Sabethes cyaneus is the source of this 942-nucleotide messenger RNA. RefSeq names its product carbonic anhydrase-related protein 10 (gene CARPB). Bases 1 to 942 code for a protein of 313 amino acids. The record is from RefSeq and is a predicted model, not a curated record. Gene Ontology annotation, molecular function: carbonate dehydratase activity; zinc ion binding. Lineage: Eukaryota; Metazoa; Arthropoda; Insecta; Diptera; Culicidae. The transcript has 7 exons.